This is a messenger RNA of Nezara viridula (southern green stink bug), 1401 nucleotides long. The record is from the annotation of a GenBank genome assembly. Lineage: Eukaryota; Metazoa; Arthropoda; Insecta; Hemiptera; Pentatomidae.
CUUGUUUUUCACCGUUUUGUUUGUUUAGUUUUAGUAUUUGAAAUUUAAAUAUGUUAUGCUCUUAUUCAAUUUUUGCUAUGAAUAACGGUUUUGAGAGAGAUAUUAUUUGAUUUUCAAACCAUUUUGUGUAUUGCAAAAACUAAUAUGCCUUUAGUAGAUUACGGCUCAUCUGAUGAAAGUGAUUCCGAAUCACCUUGUGAUGAAAAGAAUAAUUGUGCAGUCGGGAAAGUUGAUUUGGUGUUAAAGAAUCAAGAAGACUCCAUUACUCAAAAUUCAGUGUUAAUAAAGGAAACCUCUGAUUCCAAAACAACUGAAGCCAAACUGUUUGCACAAUUACCAGUGCCAAAAAGUAUCUUUUCACUUGGUGAAGAUUCGUUGAGGUUGCUUAGCAAAAAUAAGAAUCAACCUGUGAAAAUAUUGUUACCCUCUCUAAGUGAUUUACAGUCAAGUGAUAAUGAAGAAAUUAGGAAGAAGAAACCUUCUACUAAAGGAUCUGGUUUGUUUGCAUUGUUACCAGCUCCUAAGAAUGUUAAUAAUUUAAUACCCAAGAGUAUUACUAAUAAAUUAAAAAAUUCUAACAAGCCCAAACCAGUUCCUAAGAUAAAACAGUUGUCAUCAUCAAAAUCAACUACUGCAACCAAAUUUGAUGAUGAAGAGAAUGAUGAACAUGAAGAAAAUCCAUCAUCAUUCUUUUUUAACUCAAGUGAUGACAUUGUAUUACCUGAAGCAACCGUUGAUGAAUCAGUUACUGGCAUUGAGCAAAUCAAUUAUGAUAGUUCUUCGAUUGCUCAUUUGUCUACUCCUGCUGAUACACCUUUGGUAAAUUCUGGUGUAAGUUCUGUGAGCAAAUACCCUUCAUAUUCGGAAUGUGAAUCUGAUACAGCUAUGAUUGAAGCACAGAAUGAUCAGGAUUUCAGUAAUUUAGACGAUGAAGCUAUUGAAAAACUAUGUGGUACUAGGGCUAGAAAAAGGAAAGGAGAAAUUUCUGAAGAAGUUAUUGAUAUUAAUGUUGAUUCUAUGGUAGGAGAUGCAUAUAUGUGGCUUUCUAAAGAUUUGACAAAAGGACAUGAACAUACAGGAUACAAGAAAGCUAAAAAUCUUUCUGUUGUUGAAAGAAGAAAACAUCAAAUAACAUAUUUGGCAUCCCAAGCUAAAGAAAAAGAAAUGGAACUUCGAAAUCAGUGGGCGAAUAGCAGAAUGACACGUAAACAAACCCAAUCAAAAUAUGGAUUUUAAUCCAUUAUUUUAAUUUUACAAUAAAUUAUUAGAACUGUUAUAGUCAUAAUGGUGAUUCAUUUUUUAUAGUUUUGUAUGCCUUUAUUGCUUGCUACCUCUUUGAUAUUUCAUUGAUAUAUUGUACAAAACAUGUGAAUAUCUGUAAAUAUAAUGUUUUAAAUUUAA